This is a messenger RNA of Lactuca sativa (garden lettuce), 715 nucleotides long. RefSeq lists its product as uncharacterized. NCBI's taxonomy places the organism in Eukaryota, Viridiplantae, Streptophyta, Magnoliopsida, Asterales, Asteraceae. Gene Ontology annotation, molecular function: proton transmembrane transporter activity. The record is from RefSeq and is a predicted model, not a curated record. Gene Ontology annotation, biological process: proton motive force-driven ATP synthesis.
AUUUUUGAUGUGAAAACGAGCUUAAAAUCACCUCCACAGCUCACACACACAUCUCACCCUGUCCAAAAGCUUCUAUCUUGUUGGAGCAAAAAAUUCCGAUCGGCGAGAGAAGCAAAAGCCCCUGAUCGGCUUCACUCCCAUCAAUUCAGAGUGUUAAGAUAGAAUGGCAUCAAAACUGAAGCAAUUGCAAUCAAAAGCAUGUCAAGCUUCACAGUUCUUGUCUAAACAUGGAACCACUUACUACAAGCAAAUGUUGGAGCAGAACAAACAAUAUAUUCAGGAGCCUGCAACUGUUGAGAAAUGCAAUGAACUGUCCAAACAGUUGCUCUACACUCGUCUUGCCAGUCUUCCGACACGUAACGAAGCAUUCUGGAAGGAACUUGAGCAUGUGAAGAGUUUAUGGAAAAACAAACAAGAAUUGCAUGUGGAACAAGCGGGAAUUGCAGCUUUGUUUGGGCUGGAAUGCUUUGCAUGGUUUUGUGCUGGUGAGAUUGUUGGAAGGGGGUUCACAUUCACCGGUUACUAUGUCUAAGUUUUGUUUGUUGGGAAAUUUUUGAGGGUGAGAUAGGAUGCAUGAAAAAUGCAGUUGCAAUUUGCAUCAAUUAAUAAUUUGCAUAUUUGGAAUUCAUGAUAAUAUGUGUAAUGACUUAUAAGAUUUGAUUGUUUUUUUGUUUUGCUAAUUUAAUCUCAUCUUUUGGGUUUUGUAGAAAGAUAA